CGUCUCAGUAAUCAUGCACACAAUACGUCGUUGGUACCAAUUGUGUUACACAGCAGUUCAGAAAAAGAUCAGCCAAAUGGAACAGUGCCAGGGUAGAGGGGAAAAGUUCAUGACCAUAAAAGUUGAAAAGAGGAAGUAAAUAGUAGGUUAUAAACAGAACUAGCAGUUGUGGUUUUACGAUAACAUAGUUCAUGAUUAAAGAAAAGAUUAAAAAAAAAAAGGGGAAAUAUUCACAGUGAGAUUCCAUGUCGUCUAAAUAAAUCCCAUGGACUAGCCAGGGCUGUGCAAUACAUCAAAUGAUGAUAAAGAUCUGCUAUUUGCCAUGCAGGAUGUUUGCAUAGUGACCGAGCGAUUGCCAUUAUUUUCUUUUCUCACAACUUAGGGCUCAACAUGGCAAAUUCCCACUUGGCAGAUAAAUGCCGCCUGUUUACAGCCACUGACAUAACAGAGACGGCUCAGCUGAUUUGGUUUAGUUGUUAGCAACUGUGCUAAUCUCAGUGACUCGAGCUGCUCCUGUCUCAGUGGAAAAAUACAGCGGGGAAGUGGUGUAUACCUUGAACCUUUGUCAGAGCCAAACACUUUUUCAAGUGCGGCCGCAUGGUGUGGAGCGCAGCGUCUGGCAACGAGGCGGCUCAGGGAGAGGAACCGUCGCAGCUUUGAUUCUCACUCUGGCUCCGCUCAUGACUUUUUGUUUGUAUAGAGAGCCUGCGGUGCAUCCAUCCGAGAGGAAUACUGAUCACUUUGUUGUUGCUGUAAGCAACUCCCAGGGGAGAGGGGCUUUGUGAUGGAGGGUGAAUUCCUGAAAGGAAGCAGCCGUGAAGCGGCCGGUCAGGGCAACGCUCUUGCAAAGAAGACUCAGCUGCUGGACCGCGGAAAGUGGGCAAACAAGUUGGAGUUCCUGCUGGCGGUGGCAGGGACCCUGGUGGGCUUGGGGGAUCUCUGGAGGUUUCCCUAUUUGUGCUACAAAAAUGGGGGAGGGGCUUUUUUGGUUCCAUACGUUCUGUUUCUUCUGGCCUGUGGUAUCCCAAUGUUCCUCCUGGAGACAGCCAUGGGUCAGUACACAUCUCAAGGAUGCAUUACAUGCUGGAGGCACUUCUGCCCUUUGUUUGAAGGGAUCGGUUAUGCAACCCAGGUAGUGAUUGCCUACGCUGCCGUGUCGUACAUUGUCAUCCAGGCCUGGGCUUUCUUCUAUCUCUUCUCGUCCUUCAGUGCUGAGGUUCCGUGGGCCAGCUGCAGAAAUCUCUGGAACACAGAUAAUUGUGUUGAAUUUGACAAAAAGAAUGUGUCAUCCAAUUGGACAGCAGCUGCGAAUGCGACAACUCCUGCAACGGAAUUCUGGGAGAGACGAGUUCUGGGUAUAUCCAAUGGGAUAGAAGAGAUUGGCAGCCUGAGGUGGGAGCUAGCCUUGUGUCUCUUGUUGGCUUGGAUUCUGUGCUACUUCUGUGUUUGGAAAGGAGUGAGAUCCACUGGAAAGGUAGUUUACUUUACAGCCACUUUCCCUUAUGUAAUGUUGGUUGUUCUGUUGGCUCGUGGACUCACUUUACCCGGCGCCAUGGACGGCAUCAUUUUCUACCUCUAUCCUGACCCGACAAGGUUGGUGGACCCUCAAGUUUGGAUGGAUGCGGGAGCACAAGUCCUCUUCUCUUUUGGGAUUUGUCAGGGAAGUUUGACAGCUCUUGGCAGUUACAACGAGUUUAAUAAUAACUGUUACAAGGACACAUUUGUUCUAUGUUUGGUGAAUGGCGGCUCAAGCUUUGUGGCGGGCUUUGCCAUCUUUUCAGUUUUGGGAUUCAUGUCCUACGAACAAGGAUUGCCGAUAUCCGAAGUGGCCGCUUCUGGACCUGGCCUGGCUUUUAUAGCAUAUCCAAGGGCUGUAGCAAUGAUGCCUUUACCUCAGUUAUGGGCCAUAUGCUUCUUUAUCAUGGUCAUCCUGCUGGGAGCUGAUACACAGUUUGUGAGCUUGGAGUGCCUGAUGACCUCCGUGACAGAUAUGUUUCCGACUGUUUUCCGGAGGGCUUAUCGCCGAGAACUGCUGCUGCUAUGUCUCUGCUCCGUUUGCUUCUUCCUUGGUCUUCUUCUCGUCACUGAGGGGGGCCUAUAUUUCCUUCAGCUUUUCGACCAUUAUGUCUGUAGUGGCAACAACCUUCUCCUCCUUUCAGUGUGUCAGUCCAUCGCAAUUGGAUGGAUAUAUGGUGCAGAUCGUCUCUAUGACAACAUUGAAGAAAUGAUAGGCUAUCGUCCGUGGCCACUAAUGAAGAUUUGCUGGCUUUACGUUACCCCUGCUGUUUGUAUGGGUACCUUCGUCUUCUCCUUGGUGAGGUACAAGCCUCUCAAAUUCAACAAAACCUACGUCUAUCCAACCUGGGCCUACGCUCUGGGAUGGUGCCUGGGACUGUUCUGUGUUCUGCUGGUGCCUCUGUGGAUCCUCUUUAAAGUGACUCAGAUGAAAGGCACAGUGUGGCAGAAUCUCAAACAGCUUUGUCGCCCAGAAAACAAGCCCCACAACUCGCUGAAGCAACCUGAGCAAUAUCCACUGAACCCCAGCAAAUCUCUUACUCCCGUGGCCAAUGAGUUCAAGGGAAGCGGUGGAGUUGAAAUGGAGGUGCAAGUAUGAGACCAUGAACAUUUUCACCAUAGUUUUGCAAGCUGCGCAGUUUCAAGUUCUUGUGCCACUAGAUGAGACGUCUCUUAAUUACGACUCCGUUUAUUACUUAGUGGUUAUUGCGUUUAAAUACAUUUAGCUAAAGUGCACCGAAAUUCAUUUUCAGACGAGAACAUUUUCCUUUGUUAGUUGUGAGCAUAGGGGUGCUGCAGUGAUGUUCUCAUAAGAAUUUAUGAGAAAAUUGUCCCCAAAUUGAAGCACUAUAUAUAUAUAUCUCGUUCGUAUUCAUC
Hippocampus comes (tiger tail seahorse) is the source of this 2892-nucleotide messenger RNA. RefSeq names its product sodium- and chloride-dependent GABA transporter 2-like. The record is from RefSeq and is a predicted model, not a curated record. NCBI's taxonomy places the organism in Eukaryota, Metazoa, Chordata, Actinopteri, Syngnathiformes, Syngnathidae. Bases 785 to 2614 code for a protein of 609 amino acids. Gene Ontology annotation, molecular function: gamma-aminobutyric acid:sodium:chloride symporter activity. Gene Ontology annotation, biological process: sodium ion transmembrane transport; nitrogen compound transport; amino acid transport. The transcript has 15 exons. Gene Ontology annotation, cellular component: plasma membrane; cell projection.